This is a messenger RNA of Brienomyrus brachyistius, 5049 nucleotides long. Its product is annotated as rho GTPase-activating protein 39-like. Lineage: Eukaryota; Metazoa; Chordata; Actinopteri; Osteoglossiformes; Mormyridae. Gene Ontology annotation, cellular component: cytoskeleton; cytoplasm. Gene Ontology annotation, molecular function: GTPase activator activity; protein binding. The record is from RefSeq and is a predicted model, not a curated record. Bases 432 to 3527 code for a protein of 1031 amino acids. The transcript has 12 exons. Gene Ontology annotation, biological process: signal transduction.
CGAUAAUCUCGGAGGAAGAAAGUUUUAGAGGAUUUAGAGGAAUCAAAACGUGAUGAUAAUUGCCGUCCAUCGUCCAUCCAUCUUCCAACCGCUUUAAGGGCAGCACAGAUCUAUCCGCUCUCAGAGCCGUGUAAGACAUAAUGCGCCGGUAGGUCGCGCGCCAUAGUAACUGACUGCCGAGAACAGCGUGUCUUUGGAUAACGUGAAAAACGAGAACACCCAGGGGGGCCCAGGCAAGGAGGUGGGAGACGAGCAGCGGCAGGCUCUGGGUGCUGCUCUCACACUCAGCUGCGACAUCCUGCGGGUCGGAGAUGCGCUCGGUAGCCUGACUGACCGAGCCGCUUCGGGGGCGGAGAUACAACGAGGGACACGCAGUGCGGGAAGAACCUCACAGCUUCGUGCCGAGUGGCUCUUCGGACGAUGUGAGCACGAUGGCCGAGACAAGCGCCGACUGGGUGGAGAUCCUGGAGCCGCGGUCCCGGCGCCGCAUGUAUGUCAACCUGACGACGGGUGAGUGCGGCUGGGAGCCCCCCCGUGGUGCCACUCCUCGGCCCGCUGAUGGCCACCAAUGGUGGGAGCUGUUCGACGGUGGGAGCAGCCGCUUCUACUACCACAACCCGGCGAGCCGGCGCACCGUGUGGCACAGGCCGCGCGGCUCCGACAUCGUGCCCCUCGCGCGCCUGCAGGCCGCCAAACGCAGCUCUGAGGUUGGCCUGCAUGGACGGGGCUUUGCAGGGGGCGGGGCCACCGGCAUGGCCGUGGAAGGACGUCGCAAGUCCCUGCCUGGAAAUGGACCUUACGCCGUGCCCCCCCUUCAAGACCUCGACAGCAACCGGGGGAGGGAGACUCCUGCCGGGGGCCCAGCAGAUGGGACAGGCAGCAGGAAAGACACCCUGAGAGAAGCGUCCCAGCGUUGGCAUCCCACCCCUGGCUCCAAGGCCACCAUGCUGGUAAAGGUGCACAGCAUGGGCCCCACCCGGCUUUCCGGUCACACUAGUGCCCCCGCGCUGCACCAGCGCCGCAGCAGCAGCAGCGUUGCAGUAGGCUCCAUCGGCGGCCCCUUGGCUGUGCCCUACCCCGUGGCCCCGGCCAGCAGGGCCCCCUCGCCCGCCGACGCCCGCCAUGCCCUGCGGUUCCUCACAGUGGAUGGCGGGUCCAGCCUCCGCCCGCCAACGCCCGGCCUCAGCACCAGCUCUCCGGCCAGCCCCAGCCUCCAGAUCCCCCUACCGCCCUCGCCGCGACCCGGGACCGAGGCCCCGUCCUCAUACGACGACCCCCCAGAGGACUUGCCCGUCUAUGAUGAGCCACCGGCUGACAUGGAGGUGGAGGGGGCCACUCCCACAUUCCUGGGCCCCUCAUCAAAGACUGGCACUGGGCACCGUGCCAGGAGCCCCUCCACUGCAGACUACAGCCCUGCCGGGAGGGCCUGCAUCCGGCACAUGGUCAACGUGGAGCUGGCCGGUCCCCGCCAGAGCUCGCUGCCCCGAGGCCCGUCUGUCAGGGGCUCCGCCCCGCCGCCCGUACCAGGUCCGACGGGGUCCAGGGGAGCUUCCUCAGAGGGGCCGCAGUCCUGGAAGGCGGGGCCCCCCAGGAGUACCGAGGGCCGGCACAACCGGCAAGGCAGCCUGGCCUUGCAGGAGCGCCCCCCAGGGGUGGGCCUCAGCUACCAGGACUCUGGUUACUCUACGGGGCCCUCUCCUGGCCAGCGGAGGAAGAGCCGACGGCGGCCACCAACAGGGCAGGGCUGGGGGGGCUCGAUCGGUGGGGGGGACCUCGGCGCCCUGAACGACAGACUGGUGGCAGAGAUGCGGGCACGCUCGAGCUGUCUGGGCCCUGGGGCCCCUGUGGUGCCCCCCCCACCCCGCUCCCCACCCCGCUCCCUACACGGGCUCACCGCGGGCCCCUCUCCAGAGGAUGGCGCAGUCGGCCCUCCAGGCUCACUGGCUCGUCGUCACUGCGACGUGUCCCCCACCCCCACUGCCACUGCUGAUGGUGCAGGUGGGCACAAACGCACGUAUGAGAAGGUGGACACCCUGGAGAAGGGCACCAACAGCCAGAGCAGCCUGUGCUCGCCGGAGAGCCCCAGCGGGCCUACUCAGGCUCCUGCGGAGUCUCCGGGACCCUUGGAGACGUCAGGAAGGGCGGGCGCGAGCUCCAGCAGGACAGAGCCCCUCAAAAAUGGCCGGCGGGGAGGAGCAAGUGCUGGCCCGGGGACGUACCCCCCAGCCUGUCCUGCUGUGCCCCCGCCCCCCGACACUAGCAUGACCGACUGGGCCACCAAGCACCUGAACAUGCAGAAGCGUGGGCUGUUCCGGAGGCGCGUCUCCCUGGGCAGCCUGCUGUCCUGGAGCGGGGCCCCUCUGCGGGCACCCAUGCUCAUCACCAGCGACCGCACCAUCAAGCGUGAGGCCUGCGAGAUCUUCCGCCUGGUACAGGCCUACAUGGGUGACCGGCCUGCCCGCCUGGACCGCCGCCAUGCUGCCCUGCUGGUGGUCUCCAAGUGCUGGGUGCUGCCCGGGCUGCGGGACGAGCUCUACGUGCAGCUGGUGCGCCAGACCACCCACAACCAGCGGCCGAGCAGCCUGGCGGCGGGCUGGGAGCUCAUGGCCAUCAGCCUGGGCUUCUUCGCACCCUCGCCCAAGUUCCGCCGCUACCUGGAGGGCUACAUCCAGCGCCACCUCGAGCCCGAAUCGGAGGGAGGCGCCGAUUACGCAGUUGAGCAGCAGGACAUGAAGAACAAAAAGAAUUCAAAGUCCAGGAAGAAGAGGAGACAGAAUGUGGAAGAGGGGGAGGAGAGCCUGCCCAUCAGCACAUAUGCAAAGUAUUGUUACCGCAAGCUACAGAAAGUCGUCAUCACUGGGGGCAAAAAGGGUCUGCGCAAGCCCACGCUGGAGGAGAUCGAGCACAGCAGGAAGGCCAUCGUGACGCCCUCGCUGUUCGGCAGCUCCCUGGAGGAGGUGAUGGAGCGCCAGCAAGAGCUCUUCCCUGACCGGCGGCUGCCCUGGGUACAGGUGCAGCUCUCCCAGUACGUGCUGGCGCUGGGGGGCACUCACACGGAGGGCAUCUUCAGGAUCCCUGGAGACAUCGAUGAGGUGAACGCCCUACAGAUCCAGGUAGACCAGUGGAGGACACCCGAAAACCUCUCAGAUCCCAAUGUCCCAGCCUCCCUGCUGAAGCUGUGGUACCGCGAGCUGGAGGAGCCCCUCAUCCCCCCUGCCUUCUACCGGCAGUGCGUCGCUAACUGCGAGGACGCUGAAGUGGCCGUCGGCGUGGUGCAGGCACUGCCUGAGCUCAACCGCCUGGUUCUCUGCUACUUCAUCCACUUCCUACAGAUUUUUGCCCAGCCAGCCAACGUGAGCAGGACCAAGAUGGAUGUGAACAACCUGGCCAUGGUGAUGGCGCCCAACUGUCUGCGGUGCCAGUCCGAGGACCCGCGGGUCAUCUUCGAGAACACGCGCAAGGAGAUGGCCUUUCUGAGGCUGCUCAUUGUCCACCUGGACACCAGCUUCAUCAAGGGGGUGGUGUGACCGGGGGCGGGGGGGAGCUGCUUCUGUCUCCCGUUGCCAUAACACCCCUCCUCCCAAUCAGAAUGAGCUAUAAGCAAAGUACAUCCUCAGCACCACACAAACAGUUCUGAAGAUCCAGUGGGUCUCAGAAGGGCAUCUCUGCCGCUCCAGGGUGGGCUGGAGAGCCCCGCCCCUUUUCCCAGAUUGUUCGUAUGUUUGUUACUUCAGAACUCAAUAGGUAUCCAUACAUAUGUAAAAGUGGCAUUAAAGAAUAUCUUAUUAAUUUCAUAUUAAUAAGCAUAUAAAUUUCUAUAUGGGGAAAAGUCUUUGUUGAAUUCACGUUUUGAAAUGUAUAUUAAACGCAAGUCUACUGCAAUGACAGCCUCUUACCACGUCUGUGUCAUGCUUCUCAACCAGAUUACAUUUCUUAAUUAGCUUGUCUUCCCAUCUAAAAUAGUCUGUCUGAAGUUUUAACUGAGAAAGUACUUAAACACAGCAUCUGACAAAACAAAAACGAGUCGAAGUGAUAACUAUUUUAGUACAAUCUAACGUAUUCCCAAAAAAAAAAAAAUCACAUUUCUCACCUGCUAAUUAUUCCAUAUUUCCCGGUUUGGACAUUUCUCAUUGCAGAACUUUCACAUGAAUGGCUGUGUGAAUGUUUUUAGAUUUCGGGCUUUGCUACCCAAGCCCAUUUCGUUAACAUGGUAAAUAUUUUAUACUUACAAAUUAUACUUCUUGAAGGUACUUUUACGUUUGAAGAUAUUAGAACGGACCUCUCCACUGCUCUUUUGUACUGAAACCAACUCCUCUUAAAAACGCGGCUUAAAAAAGCGACGCGGAUUUCAGAUAUAUUUUAAGCUGCCUGCGAUCCUGGUCUUUUGGCCUAUAGAUCUCUCACUCCACAAUCAUCUCCUGACAGACAUGUUAACCAUCUUUAUCUCCAUAAGAGGCAUGCUAAUGUUUUACCCAAAAAAGCAGCUGUUGUAAACGUACCGAGCCCCUUGGGUAUCAUGGUGGGAAAAAUAUUAUCUCGUAGUAAUUUGUGCUGUCGAAUUUGUAAUUCGUGUUCUUGGUUAAUGAUUGUUACUCUCCGAUUGGUGAUUAAUUAGAAGGAACAAAUUGCGAACUCAAGAGCACGAGAUCAUAUUCUUUUCUACCAUGACACCUAAGUGGCAUCGUAGGAGCGUAAUCAUCGAUGCAUUGAAUGUUUUGCGGAAAAGCCGCGGAUCUGGGAGCCGGUCAUGCUGACACUGGUGAUGAGAAGUUUCACAGACGUGGUGUGUCCUCGUCUUCCUCUUAUUUUAAUGUAAUUGUUACAAAAAGGAUGUAAUCACUCUUUUGUACUUGUCGUGCUUGUAUGAAAUGGCUGUUUCUAAUGUUUAAUCGGAAUGAACCAGCACCGCCUGCUCUCUGUAAAUGCGCCGCUUAGGUGUCCGCCUGGUAUGUGAGGAACUCGACACGCAUGUAAAAGUCGAUCGCUAUUUCGGUGCACCCUGUUCCCUACAGUUUCAUAAAAGUUGAAAGAAUAAACCUUUAAAACUGA